This is a messenger RNA of Apus apus (common swift), 1702 nucleotides long. It is a transcript of the gene VPS4A, whose product is annotated as vacuolar protein sorting 4 homolog A. Bases 93 to 1403 code for a protein of 436 amino acids. Lineage: Eukaryota; Metazoa; Chordata; Aves; Apodiformes; Apodidae. Gene Ontology annotation, biological process: vacuole organization; endosomal transport. The record is from RefSeq and is a predicted model, not a curated record. Gene Ontology annotation, molecular function: ATP hydrolysis activity; ATP binding. The transcript is spliced from 11 exons.
CGCGGGCGCAGGCGCAGCGCGCGCAGCGGGCGGUCCCGGGGGCGCCGCCGCCGGGCCGGGCCGCGACAGGGGCGGCCGCAGCGGGCGAUGAGAUGACAACGCCCACCCUGCAGAAAGCCAUCGACCUGGUCACCAAAGCCACCGAGGAGGACAAGGCCAAGAACUACGAGGAGGCGCUGCGGCUGUACCAGCACGCCGUGGAGUACUUCCUGCACGCCAUCAAAUAUGAGGCUCACAGCGACAAGGCAAAGGAGAGCAUCCGAGCCAAGUGUGUGCAGUACCUGGACCGGGCAGAGAAGCUGAAGGAAUAUCUGCGCAGCAAGAGCAAGCAGGGCAAGAAGCCGGUCAAAGAGUCGCAAAAUGACAAGGGGAGCGACAGUGACAGCGAGGGAGAGAACCCUGAGAAGAAGAAGCUGCAGGAGCAGCUGAUGGGUGCCAUCAUGAUGGAGAAGCCCAACGUGCGGUGGAGUGACGUGGCCGGCCUGGAGGGAGCCAAGGAAGCUCUGAAGGAAGCUGUGAUUCUGCCCAUCAAGUUCCCCCACUUGUUUACUGGGAAGCGCACACCUUGGCGAGGGAUCCUGCUCUUUGGGCCCCCCGGCACGGGCAAGUCCUACUUGGCCAAGGCUGUGGCCACGGAGGCCAACAACUCCACUUUCUUCUCUGUUUCCUCCUCCGACCUGAUGUCCAAGUGGCUGGGAGAGAGCGAGAAGCUUGUGAAGAACCUCUUUGAGCUGGCACGGCAGCACAAACCCUCCAUCAUCUUCAUCGACGAGGUGGACUCGCUGUGUGGCUCCCGCAACGAGAACGAGAGCGAGGCGGCGCGGCGCAUCAAGACGGAAUUCCUGGUGCAGAUGCAGGGUGUGGGGAACAGCAGCGAUGGGAUCCUAGUGCUGGGAGCCACCAACAUCCCCUGGGUGCUGGACUCGGCCAUCAGGAGGAGGUUCGAGAAGCGGAUCUACAUCCCCCUGCCUGAGGAGGCAGCGCGGGCCCAGAUGUUCAAGCUGCACCUGGGGAACACCCCACACUCCCUGACAGAGGCCAACAUCCAUGAGCUGGCCCGGAAAACCGAUGGCUACUCUGGAGCUGACAUCAGCAUCAUCGUACGGGACGCCCUGAUGCAGCCCGUCCGCAAGGUCCAGUCAGCCACUCACUUCAAGAAGGUCCGUGGCCCCUCCCGCACCACCCCCGGUGCCCUGGUGGAUGAUCUCCUGACGCCGUGCUCGCCCGGAGACCCCGGCGCCAUCGAGAUGAGCUGGAUGGAGGUGCCUGGUGACAAGCUGAUGGAGCCCACUGUCUGCAUGUCGGACAUGUUGCGCUCUCUGGCCACCACCCGCCCCACAGUCAAUGCUGAGGAUCUGCUGAAGGUGAAGAAAUUCACGGAGGACUUUGGACAGGAAGGUUAAGGAGGUGGGGGUGGUUGGGUGUGGGGCUGGGGGGGCCACGCUGACAAGGCACUGUCACCCCCCCGGCCCCCACGCCGGCUGUGCCAAACGGGUUCAUCUUUGCUCACAUCUCACCCAUCGCACCGCAGGAGCACGGCCCGGGGGGACUGACACUAAGGGGGGGCCCCACGCAUGGCCUGGGCGGGCUGGAGCCCCCCCGCUGCCCCCCACUCUUCUUCUGGCUCUUUUUUAUUUUUUAACUUAAUGCUGCUUUGGGUUCUGUCUUGUUUAUAUGAAAAUAAAAACAAUCUAAAAGCUUC